AUGCCGAUGAAUUUCAAAGUGACGUUCGCGGAUGGCACGUCGACGAAGCUUUUGGGCUUACCCGACGAUGUGACGCUGGACGGAUUACGCGCUCAUCUGUUCGAGAAGACGUCGAUUGAACCUCAAGAUCAGCAUGUGAUGACAGGAUACCCUCCUAAAAUGAUUGAGGGUCCGGGAGAGAGUACGUUGUCUUCAUUGGGGGUGCGCACAGGCUCCAUGUUAGUGCUCAAGGAAGCUCCAAAGACAAGUUGUAUCCAGUCCAAAGUCACGUCGGUGUUCAUGCGACGCGUCAUGCCGGCAGACAAUAGUUGCCUUUUUCAUUCCAUUGGAUAUGCUCUUCGCAAGACAAGAGAAGAAGGAGGUAGUAGUAGGAUGCGGGAGUUGAUUCGGGAUACGAUUUUGGCAAACCCGGAGGAAUACUCGGAGGUGUUUUUGGGACGACCAGUGUAUGAGUAUUGCGCUUGGAUUAUGGACGACAAGUCCUGGGGUGGCGAGAUUGAGUUGUCGAUUUUAUCGACAUACUACAAUGUAGAGAUGGUCGUCUUUGAUGUCACAAGUAUGAGCAGACUCUGCUAUGGUGAAGACCAAGGCUUCACGCAACGAAUGUUCUUGCUCUACGAUGGCAUUCACUACGAUCUAGUGGUCGAGUCCCCAUCUUCCACGGCGUCGGAGCACCACGAUGUGACGCUCUUUGCAAUCAAUGACUUUACGAAGGUCGAACGGGCCAGUGAAGUUGCGGUGGAAGCACAUCAAAGGCACGAGUUUACCGACGUCAAUCGUUUCAGCAUCAUGUGUCUGGAGUGCAGAAGCACGUUCGUUGGACAUAAAGAAGCGCUUUCGCAUUCAUCCGCCACAGGGCACCAGCGAUUUGGCGAGACCAAGUCGCAAUAG
Messenger RNA from Peronospora matthiolae, 891 nucleotides. The record is from the annotation of a GenBank genome assembly. Lineage: Eukaryota; Oomycota; Peronosporomycetes; Peronosporales; Peronosporaceae.